AUGAAAUUCUCUACUCAAGUCCAAGCCGCCCUCGUCGCCACCGCCAUCAUUGGCGUCCCAGCUGUCCUCGGAACUGAGACCGAAACCGUCGAGCUCGAGGCGCGCAGGGGUCGCUCUUCCGGAAUCGGACGGGCCAUCGGUUCGAUUGCAGGCACUUAUGUCUCUCACCGCCUCAAUCAGCGCGAGGAACCUAAAGUCGAAGCUCGUUCGGACGAGGUUGUCGAUGCUCGUUCAGACAAUGUUGCCGAAGUCGAAGCCCGCUCAGACAAUGCCGCCGAAGUCGAAGCCCGCUCAGACAACACCGCCGACGUCGAAGCCCGUUCAGACGACGUCGCCGACGUCGAGGCCCGCUCAGACGACAUCGUCGACCUCGAAGCUCGCCGAGGCCGCGGUGCCCGCGCAGGAAAGGCGCUCGGUCACGUCCUUGGCCACGCCGCGCAUUCCUUCGCAGGCUCUUUUGCCCAACGCGACCUCAGCGAAGUUUCCGAACUUGAAGCUCGUCGUGGUACCAUCGGUGGUGGUCGCGGUGGUCACGGUCCAAGACUUCCAAGCCCCCGCCCUCGCCCCCGCCGUAAGCGCGAUCUCGACGAAAUUGACGAGCUCGAGGCGCGCAGACUCGCUCGCCCAGUCGGUUCAGGCGGCUUCAGCCCAGGUGGACGCGGUAGAUUCGGUGGACACGGCGGAUUCGGUGGCCGCCGCCCCCGGGAUCUCGACGAAGUUUUGGACCUUGAAGCUCGUCGUGGUCCCUUCCGCGGUGGUCCCGGUCCUGUUUCACGCCCCCAUCCCCGCCCCCGCCGUAAGCGCGAUCUUGACGAAGUUUCCGACCUCGAAGCCCGUCGUUUCGUCGGCGGUGGUGGUCGAGGUCCUGUUGCACGCCCCCGUCCCCGCCCCCGCCCCCGCCCCCGCGACGUCGACGAUAUCGUCGAUCUCGAAGCCCGCCGGGGCCGCGCAGCUUUGAGGAAGGUCGGCCAUGGCAUUAAACACGUUGCCAGCGGCUUUGCUAGCGCGUUUGCGGGCCGGGAUAUGGGUGACAUCGAAGAGCUCGAGGCCCGCCGUGGUCGCUUCGGUCGCUUCGGAGGAAAGAGAAGACUUGCAGCUCAAGAACAGGAGUCUCGGGAAUUGAACGAAGAGUCUGAACUCCUGCAGCGAGAAGUGGACGAGGUCGAGGAGCUGCUCACGCGUGAGUUUGAAGCCGACAAUCUCGAUUAG
Molecule: messenger RNA, 1209 nt
Organism: Cyclocybe aegerita
Lineage: Eukaryota; Fungi; Basidiomycota; Agaricomycetes; Agaricales; Hemipholiotaceae
Source: the annotation of a GenBank genome assembly